Messenger RNA from Babesia ovata, 1014 nucleotides. RefSeq names its product 3 exoribonuclease domain 1 containing protein. Lineage: Eukaryota; Apicomplexa; Aconoidasida; Piroplasmida; Babesiidae. Gene Ontology annotation, cellular component: cytoplasmic exosome (RNase complex); nuclear exosome (RNase complex). The transcript is spliced from 8 exons. Gene Ontology annotation, biological process: TRAMP-dependent tRNA surveillance pathway; U1 snRNA 3'-end processing; exonucleolytic trimming to generate mature 3'-end of 5.8S rRNA from tricistronic rRNA transcript (SSU-rRNA, 5.8S rRNA, LSU-rRNA). The record is from RefSeq and is a predicted model, not a curated record. The coding region runs from base 1 to 1014 and encodes 337 amino acids.
AUGGCAGAAUCUAGAUUGUGUGUCGUAAAACGCUGCACUAUGGCCGAUGUUACGCAGUUCAUGGGUGGCGGUGAGAAGGCCGGCAGAUAUGUACUAUGUGGAGUGGAGGUCACGCGCGGCUCCCCUGAUAUCGCCGCCGAAAUGGCCGCCAGGGAGGCCAAGGCGCCCAGCAUUCAGCACAUCGACUUCUUACAACUCCCCAAAGCGGACACCAGCACGGUCAAACUCGCUGGAAAACUGCUGCAGUCAAAAUGCAGAAUCGAUGGUAGAGGUGUCAACCAACGGAGAUCUCUUCGCAUUAAGAAAUACGUGAAGCCUGGACACGUGUAUCUCUCACUAGGAAACACCGAUGUCUUUGUGGCAAUCAACGGUGAAAUAUCCGAGCCUAACCUGGAAAGGCCAAAUGAAGGAACUCUCGCAUUUUACGUGGAAGUGGCGCCAAUGUGCUCACAAGUAUACGAGCCGGGAAGACAAACGGAGCACGAGGAGCAACUAUUGCAAAUACUAGAAAAGGCGUUCAAGGAUUCCGGUGCUGUUGACGUAGAAUCUCUAUGCAUAGUAGCAGGAAGAUACGUGUGGUCUCUCAGGAUUGACGUGCACGUUCAACAAAAUGAUGGGAACCUUCAAGACGCUUGCGUCCUCGCAGUUCUAGCUGCACUAAUGACAUUCAGAAAACCAGAUACUUCUGCUUCAGAUGGAGAUGCCGAUGCGAUUCAGCUUAACGCCUAUUACACCUCGCCGCUAAACUUAUAUCACAUGCCCAUACACGUUGCCGUCGGCUUGUUGGAAGAUUCAGAACAUUGUGUGGUCGAUACAAACUCUUUUGAAGAACUAUUCGUCAAGACGCAUGUAUCGCUCCUUUUCAAUCAUUUCGGGGACCUAUUUGCAAUACAGAAGCACGGUGGGGGUGGCAUAACACUGGAAAGGAUUGACCAAGCUAUCAAAGUUGGGAGAGAAGCCGCAGUUGACAUGUACAAGACCGUGGCAGCACGGUUGUCAAAAAAACAUACGUAA